AUGAAUGUGCAUGUAGAGGCGUCAAGCACUGAGGAUGAUCUAAAGUUGCAAAAAGUGGAUAAUAGUGUUUUUUUCGGACCUUGUGGGGUAUUAACUCAGCCUAUUCUUUUACAGUACGAAAAUAUUAAGUUCAUCAUUGGUGUUAACCUAACUACUGAAAAGGGUGCAUCAUUUUACACCCAGUAUUUUCGGCAUUCAAAUUCAUUAAUGGUAAAUCUUGACAUAUCAACAGCAGCAACGGAAAAUUCUCAAGUGGAGUUGUAUGUACGAAAUAAUACAAUUCUAUUACAGAAAAUUGUUGGUCAGUACUUACAGAUGGGUAAAAUGAGGGCAUCCUUAUCGCAACCACAAAUUGACACAAUCCAAUCGCUACCACAGUUUUGCAAUUCGAAUGUCCUCACUGGCGGACUGUUGGUGCAAUAUCAAGCGUUCAAUGAUUUGCUGACCCUAUUUAAACUCUUCGGUCAUUUUGGCAACAUCUUGGUUGUAUCAUCUCACUCGCAUGAUUCCACACUCAUCAAAUUUCUUAUAUCCACAGUAAUUACUUACCAUCCAUUCGUGACCAUUUUAGAAGCUUUACAAUAUAUGAAAGCGAUUCUAGACUUGCCCAUUAAUGCAUCCGAUGAAUUUGAUAUUAUCAAUGAUAGAGAAUUGCAGGAGUUUAGUGACGCCCAGAAACUUCUAAGACACAGACAGACGUGCUCAUCUAAAAGAAGAUGUCGUAAUUUACCCGAAAACACCCCUAUUGACAACAAAAUUCUUAUGAGUCCCGUGAAACGAAAUCGUUUUUAA
Messenger RNA from Saccharomyces kudriavzevii IFO 1802, 792 nucleotides. RefSeq lists its product as uncharacterized. NCBI's taxonomy places the organism in Eukaryota, Fungi, Ascomycota, Saccharomycetes, Saccharomycetales, Saccharomycetaceae. The coding region runs from base 1 to 792 and encodes 263 amino acids. The record is from RefSeq and is a predicted model, not a curated record. The transcript has a single exon.